Peronospora matthiolae is the source of this 2235-nucleotide messenger RNA. The record is from the annotation of a GenBank genome assembly. NCBI's taxonomy places the organism in Eukaryota, Oomycota, Peronosporomycetes, Peronosporales, Peronosporaceae.
AUGGUCGGGGGGAAGAGCUGGCGAAAUCGCCUGUUCGCGCCUGUGGUAACGAUUCAGGUCUUGGCCGCGACGAGGUCGAUAGCGUCCGUGUCCGAGACUCUGAAGUUGCAGCGACGAUUAUGUCUCGCGUCGCCACCGAAUCAGGUGACGUUCAGUCAGAUUCCGGCGUCUGCAAGUGCGGCUUAUGUCAUCGAUCAGGACUGUACGAUCUGGAUGAUCUAUGCAACUAGACAGAGCGACGGGAGUCAGAUGAUGAACGCGUCAGGGCAGAACAUCGCCGUUGUCAAGAGUUUGCCCGACGUCGAUUCGCUGGAUCUAUCGGGUAACAGCAUUGUUGCUGUUGAAGAAUCAGACAAUAGCAGCAUCUCUAAGCUGGAUUUAUCCCGCAACGGUAUUCGAAGCCUCGCGAAUAUCUCAAUACCCAGCAGCGUCGUCGCACUGAACUUGGGUAACAACGAGAUCUCUAGCUUGCCUGCAGGCGCCCUCCCCGGCACUGUGAUGUCAAUUUCGAUUCGAAACAAUAGCAUCACGUCUUUGCAAAGUUUUGUGGUAGGAAAGAGGACAAAGGACAUUGACUUGAGCGACAACGUGAUGUCAUUUCUUGCCAGCUGGCAAAUGCCCAGCAACCUUCAGUCUUUCAGAUGUCAAAAUUGCGGGAUCAAGUCCAUCGCAGGUGUGGUUUUUCCAGCAUCCAUGUCGCUUUCGACGUUCGAUUUAACGGGCAGCAACAUUGAGUCCUUUGAGGUCGCGAAUUCAAGUAUACAUGUGCUCGAGGCUGUGGCGAAUCUCGUAGUUACAACAAUUGAAUCCAAGUGCGGUGACAGCCGUGCUCUGGUGCAAGUUACUCGCUCGAUGAAGCUCUGUGUGCUGCCAGACAAUCACUUUAACGUCAAACAUAUGCUAGAAGAAGCUGAUUCUUCCGAUGAAUUUACUUCUGUGAGUGAGGGAAAAGCUGCUGCCGGCGUCAGUGGCCUUAGCAAUUGGAUGAUGCUGGCCAUGAUUUGCCUCGGCGCGAUGAUGGCCUGUAUCAUCGGCGGCGUUGUCUUCGUCAUCUUUCGUCGUCAGCAAAAAUCUCGGGAUGAAGAAUUAAAGGAAGCUGAAAAUUUGGAGCUUGACCUGGAUGCGUCGUCAUCGUCCAAGGCGACCAAGUACAUGCCAACUUACUUGACAACUAUGUCACGAACAGGUCGAACGGAUUCGGCACCCGAGAGAAUGCUGACGAACUCUACAUUCAACAUGGGGGUAAAUGAUAUCCGCAUGGAUGACGAUAUCCUGCAGUGCAGGUUGCUGCAGGAAGAAGUCGUGCGCGAGGAGCUGAUUGCUAAAGGCGGCUACGGCGCUGUGUAUUUGGCCACGUUCCAGAACGAGAAGGUGGUGACGAAGCAAUUGCUGCCUGAACGAGCUCGCGAUAAGGGCUGGUCGAGUAAUUUCAUGGAUGAGAUUCGCUUGUGUUCGACGCUCGAUCACCCCAAGAUCGUGCGCUUUAUUGGCGUUACAUGGAGCUCUUUGCUUGAUGUAAGUAUGGUAAUGGAGUACAUGCCUCGUGGCGACCUAAGCACCAUGUUGCGAAUGCAAUUGGAACGCGAGACUCACGACAAGCGCGCUCGGGAUGACUAUGCUUGGUUCCACUCUGUCGGUGAAGGCGGGAAGUUGAGGCACAAGUCGCUGAUUGCGCUUGACAUUGCAGAGGCCCUCGUCUACCUGCACUCGUUCGAGAGUCCUAUCAUCCAUCGUGACUUGAAGCCGAAAAAUGUGCUACUUGGCGACUCGUGGGAAGCAAAAUUGACCGACUUUGGCACGAGUCGUGCAGUAGACGAAGACCAGACGAUGACUGCAGAGAUCGGCACGGUCUCUUGGAUUGCUCCGGAAGUGCUGCGCGGCGAGCAGUAUUCUGAAAAAGCCGACGUGUACUCUGUCGGCAUCAUUUUGACAGAGCUGGAUACAUGUCGUCGGCCUUAUUCGCACGGCGUCCCGGGCGCGAGCCACCGCGGGGCUGACGGCAAUUACAAGACAUCGAACACUCAAAUUGCUGUGUUGGUCAGUGCCGGUUCUCUGAGACCCGAGGUGCAUCCGGACUGUCCCCGCAGUGUGCGCCGCUUGGUGGACAAGUGCCUGGCGUAUGACCCAGAAGACCGUCCAUCGGCAUUGCAGAUUCACUUUGAGCUGCGCAACUUGGAACUUGAAGAGGAGAAGCUGCUGGCGUCGGCGAGACGCAUGGCGGACAUACAGUGCUAA